CGCUUUGGAAGCUCUAAUCACAAGAUUCGACAGAAAAGAUGAAGAACAAGGACCCCAUAUUCCUUGACCCCCGUGAAACGUUUGAACAUUACGAGAAUCGGAGCCGCCCGACAUCGUCACAGUCUUUUGAGCAACCAGGAGUACUGGCAUGCGAAUAUCGUGCAGCACCACCACCAGGAUCUGGUGUGUUGGGAUGUGAAUAUCGGGCAGCUCCAGGAGACGGUCGAGAUCGUUACUACUAUGCUGAUCCCGAGCAGCCGUCGCAGGGAGGCACAAAGAUAACCACGUACUUACCAGAAGAAAACAAGCGGAAAUUCCCUCUUGGAGCCAUCCUUGCUGUCGCUAUCGGCGUUCCAGUGGUGCUCGUCAUAUGUCUUUUCGGAGCUGUUUGGCUGCAAGAGCUGGGUAUACUUUGAUGAAGAUGAGGACCUUCACAACUUCAUUCGCGAUCGACGUCUCAUCAAAAGUUGCAGCAAGAACUGUGCAGUAGAUAGCUGGUGCUGUGCUCCACUUUCAGCUGAAACAUACAUAUACAUAUAACCUUUUCCAAGUAACGUGCAUGCCAGAUUGACUUUAUAAGAAAGGUGGCAUAGUCCUUGAUGACGAAAAACCGAGUUUUGUGUCACUACCUCUGUUGCCUGAUCUCUACAGUUUACUUGCCGGUUGUUGAUGUUUGAAAUUCCUGAAGAUGGUGUUGCCUUAAGAGUGCUUAUCUUUCCAUUUGCAUGUACAACCGUUGAUUUUUCAUAAGAUUAGAUGUGAUAUUACUUAUCACUGCAAAAGAUCAAUAUUUUGAGUUUUUGCUGUGUAUCAAGAUCGUCUUUUCACAUAGUUUUGAUCCUUGUGGCCUUUCUUUUUUUUUCAAUCGAAGCUAGGGUAGCUUGAAAAUUGCAUAAGGGUAGUCGUUAUGUAUCAGGUCGUACCACAAGCUUGUAGUGUUUUCAUAAAUCAAC
Molecule: messenger RNA, 953 nt
Organism: Cylicocyclus nassatus
Lineage: Eukaryota; Metazoa; Nematoda; Chromadorea; Rhabditida; Strongylidae
Source: the annotation of a GenBank genome assembly